This is a messenger RNA of Musa acuminata subsp. malaccensis (wild Malaysian banana), 1413 nucleotides long. RefSeq names its product pyridoxal reductase, chloroplastic. The record is from RefSeq and is a predicted model, not a curated record. Lineage: Eukaryota; Viridiplantae; Streptophyta; Magnoliopsida; Zingiberales; Musaceae. Gene Ontology annotation, cellular component: cytoplasm.
UUUUAUCGUGUCGUAGGGAACGGAACUAAAAGGAUUGGCAGCGGCGAAACCGGCAGGCUAUGGCUUUACGGUGGCCAGCCGCAGCAACAGGAGCCCACUUCGGGUGCAGGGCCUCGAAGAAGGGGACGAUGCGCCCGCCGCCGCCCUCGCCUUCGCCAGCCGCCAAGCUUUUCAAGCUCCCUCCUCGAAUCGGCCCUCUCUUCUGGCCCUGGGAAAAGGUUAAAGUCGGUCCUUUGGUUGUUUCUCCAAUGGGAUUUGGGACAUGGGCUUGGGGAAACCAAUUGCUCUGGGGCUAUAAAGAAGAAAUGGAUGCCUUAUUGCAAGAGACAUUUGAUUUGGCACUAAGGAAUGGAAUCACUCUCUUUGAUACUGCUGAUUCAUAUGGGACUGGAAGAUUAAAUGGUCAAAGUGAAAGGCUUCUUGGGAAGUUCAUUCGUGAAUUUCAAGGACGAAAUAUUGGAGACAACAUCGUCAUUGCUACAAAGUUUGCAGCAUAUCCUUGGCGCCUAACACCUGGACAAUUUGUUAAAGCUUGCAAAUCUUCAUUAGAACGGUUGCAACUUGAUCAAAUUGGUAUAGGACAAUUGCAUUGGUCAACUGCAAAUUAUGCUCCUUUACAGGAGCAAGCUCUUUGGGAUGGCCUAGUUGCAAUGUAUGAGGAGGGUUUAGUUCGUGCUGUUGGUGUUAGCAAUUAUGGUCCAAAACAACUUAUUAAGAUUCAUGAUUACCUAGAAUCUCGAGGUGUGCCAUUAUGCUCUGCUCAGGUUCAGUUUUCUUUGCUGAGCAUGAGUGAUGCCCAGAUGGAGCUGAAGGAAGUAUGCGAUUCUCUGGGCAUCCGUUUGAUUGCAUAUAGUCCACUUGGGCUAGGGAUGCUCACUGGAAAAUAUACAACAUCAAGUCUUCCACGCGGGCCACGAGCUUUGCUGUUUCGUCAAGUUCUCCCCGGUUUGGAUCCUUUACUCAAUUCCUUGAAAGAUAUUUCAGAAAUGAGGCAGAAAACGAUGUCACAAGUUGCAAUAAACUGGUGCAUUUGCAAGGGAACUAUUCCAAUUCCUGGCGUGAAGUCGGUCAAGCAAGCUGAGGAGAACUUGGGUUCCCUUGGCUGGCGCCUUAGCUCGGAUGAGAUUUUCGAGCUAGAGUCCGCGGCUAAGAGUUCCCCUAAGAAGAUGAUCCAGAACAUCUUUCAAACCCGAUGAGUGAACUAUAUUUUUCUGCUUUCUUGAUGAAUGUAUAUUGCUUGUUGCUCCCCUGAAAACCCAUUACUAGUUUUUGGUGUGAUGGCUUUGCCAUGUGAUCUACAAGUAGCUACUAUGCUCUGUCUGGCUUGUUCAACAAAAGUGAGUGAAUUAUUUAUCCCCUAUAAGCUUUUAAAAUUAUAGUCUCAUCCAAUGAUAGCAUAUGUUAAUGUCUCCA